CUAAGCUUUGAGCCAAUCAGUGAAUCAGAUUGAAGAUCGUAGUGGGGACUGUUAAAGAAAUACAGGCAGGCGAAUUACGUUCAUACGAAUAUUAGACCUUCAAGUGUCAACAUGGCUGAUUAUAAAGUUGGGAAACUUAUCAAUGAAGGAAAAACAAAGAAGAUUUACAAUCUUUUAAAUGAUCCUACAUUAUGUUUAUUGGAAAGCAAGGAUCGCAUCACUGCUGGCGACGGCGCAAAGUCUCAUGAUUUAGAGGGAAAAGCAACAAUUAGUACCUCUACUACUGUAAAAGUCUUUCGAUUGCUUAAUCAAGCUGGUGUUAAGACAGCUUAUGUUAAACCUGCAGGUCCAAAAUGUUUCAUAGCAAAAAAAUGUAACAUGAUACCAAUUGAAUGGGUUACCAGAAGACAGGCAACCGGUAGCUUUUUAAAAAGACAUCCAGGAGUGCCAGAGGGUUACAGAUUCAAUCCACCUCUCCAGGAAACAUUUUAUAAAGAUGAUGCUAAUCAUGAUCCACAGUGGUCCGAUGAGCAAAUUAUUACUGCAGAUUUUAUAAUGGGUGGCGUAAAGAUAACAAAAGAUGAAGUGGAUAUUAUGAAACGUAUUACUCUAGUUGUUUUUGAAAUUCUUGAGCGAGCUUGGGCUGUGCGUAAUAGUGCUUUGAUAGACAUGAAAAUAGAAUUUGGUGUGGAUUCAGAUGGAGAGAUUUUAGUUGCUGAUAUUAUUGAUAGUGAUUCCUGGAGACUCUGGCCUUCUGGAGAUAAGAAAUUGAUGAAAGACAAGCAGGUGUACAGAGAUUUAUCCAAUGUAACACAACAAAAUUUAGAAACAGUAAAACGUAAUUUUAAAUGGGUGGAAGAGCAACUGGAUUAUAUUAUUGAAGCACCUAGUCCAUUAGUUGUUAUAUUUAUGGGCUCUCCCUCUGACAAAGCGUUUUGCCAAGAGAUUGCAAAACAUGCUACAGCAUUGGGUCUGAAACCACAACUUCGAGUCUGUAGCGCUCAUAAGGGUACUCUGGAAACUUUAAAUAUUGUCGCCGAAUAUGAAGGCAGCGGAGAAAAUGUGGUACUGAUAGCUGUAGCCGGUCGUAGCAAUGGCUUGGGUCCAGUGCUCUCCGGCAAUACUGUCUUGCCGGUCAUAAAUUGCCCCCCUCUGAGAUCAGACAAUAUCGAACGAAGCAUAUGGUCAUCGCUUGACGUUCCCUCAGGACUUGGUUGUACCACAGUCAUAUAUCCGGAAGCUGCUGCGUUCGCUGCAGCGCAGAUUCAUGCAAUGCACAAUCACUUGGUUUGGGCUCAUUUGCGAGUGAAACAACUCGACAACUUCUUAAGUUUGAAACGAGGGGACAGUAAAUUACGAAAGUCAUAAUUAAUUCAGUGCUUGAAACAAGCUUAACAUACACAGAAGAUGCCCAAUUUUUUGCACUUUCAAAAGUCUUAUCAACACAUGGUAAUGCAAUUGUAAAAAGAAUUAAGAAGUAUUCUUUUAUUUCAUAUUUGCAUUUUUGUUAAUUCACUUUGCUUAUAUUUUGAAUUUAUUUUAUAUAAAAUAAUCCUCACAAUUUUUUUCUUAAUAUUAUAUGCAAUUUUAUAUGUGCCAUGCAUCAUAGAU
Messenger RNA from Camponotus floridanus (Florida carpenter ant), 1611 nucleotides. It is a transcript of the gene Paics, whose product is annotated as multifunctional protein ADE2. Gene Ontology annotation, molecular function: phosphoribosylaminoimidazolesuccinocarboxamide synthase activity. Lineage: Eukaryota; Metazoa; Arthropoda; Insecta; Hymenoptera; Formicidae. The record is from RefSeq and is a predicted model, not a curated record. Gene Ontology annotation, biological process: 'de novo' IMP biosynthetic process. The coding region runs from base 112 to 1368 and encodes 418 amino acids. The transcript has 7 exons.